AUGGCCAAGGAGAAGCGCCAUCCGCGGGCUUCUGUAGAGGCAGCCAAGGCAUUUAUCCAAGCAGAGCACGACAGGACCGCCAAAGCGCGCCAACAAAGGCAAUGCAGGGCCAACGAGUCGCUUCGAAGCAGCACACUACAAGAGUCGGCGCUUCAGGACGGGCACGAGGACGCAAACUCGCGUCGUCACGCCCGAGUGGAUGCCCUUCUCGAGACUCCCAAAGUCGUAGCAGAAACACAGCGUCCCGCCCUGAAGCGGCCAACUCCAAGUCCAACGAGGCAAGCUCCCGUCGGAGAAGGUCAAUCCGACCUUGAAGAUGUAAAUGUCCGUCCCAAGGAGGAGACGGAAGCCCGGCUCCAGAACGCCAAUUAG
This is a messenger RNA of Metarhizium album ARSEF 1941, 372 nucleotides long. RefSeq lists its product as uncharacterized. NCBI's taxonomy places the organism in Eukaryota, Fungi, Ascomycota, Sordariomycetes, Hypocreales, Clavicipitaceae. The coding region runs from base 1 to 372 and encodes 123 amino acids. The record is from RefSeq and is a predicted model, not a curated record. The transcript has a single exon.